This is a messenger RNA of Drosophila ananassae, 596 nucleotides long. RefSeq names its product ATP synthase subunit g, mitochondrial (gene ATPsynGL). Gene Ontology annotation, molecular function: proton transmembrane transporter activity. The transcript has 2 exons. The record is from RefSeq and is a predicted model, not a curated record. NCBI's taxonomy places the organism in Eukaryota, Metazoa, Arthropoda, Insecta, Diptera, Drosophilidae. Bases 121 to 450 code for a protein of 109 amino acids. Gene Ontology annotation, biological process: proton motive force-driven ATP synthesis.
AAAGCUCUCCCCAUUGACAAUUCAGAUUUUGAUAACUUUGUAAGCACGUGUGCCAGAAAAAAUUUAUAAAAUCCUACGGAGUUACAUAUUUAUUUCUGAUUUAUUUUUUGACUCUAGAAGAUGGCUCAAUUGGUAGCAAAGGCCAAAGUGCUGGUCAAUCAACUCAUUGUGGCUGGUCGUCCCAAGUUUGAGGAAUUCUUGAAGUAUGCCAAAGUGGAGCUAACUCCACCGAUGCCCGCUGAUUUCAAGACUCUGAAGAAAACCGCCGAAGCUACCGCCAAGGAGGCCAAAAACGUCAAGAACGCUAAAGGAAAGGCCCAAAGGCUGGGCCUCGGCCAGGUUAAGGUUAGGGAUGCCUGGUUGAACAUCCUGGUCACCGUCGAGGUGAUCACCUGGUUCUACAUGGGCGAGGUCAUCGGACGCCGUCAUUUUGUCGGCUACAAGGUCUAAAGACUGGUCGCGACUCUGUUUUCCUUAUUUUUGCGUUUUUGUAUGCAAAUAUUUGCAUACAUAUAUUUUCUGUGACCAGGUGGUGCUGCUGCACCAUUAUAACUAUAUACCAACUCAAUAAAGCGGUGCACAGUUCAGCAUUACAA